Geodia barretti is the source of this 438-nucleotide messenger RNA. The record is from the annotation of a GenBank genome assembly. NCBI's taxonomy places the organism in Eukaryota, Metazoa, Porifera, Demospongiae, Tetractinellida, Geodiidae.
AUGAACUGCGAACUGCCACCCCCGCCCGAUCCCGUGGGCAACUACCUGCCGCUCACCCGCAGCGGCAACGUCAUGUGGCUCGCCGGAGUCGGCUCGCGCCUCGCCACCGGAGAGGGAAUUGCCGGCAAGCUGGGCGACGACCUGACCGUGGAGCAGGGCUACGAGGCGGCGCGGUGGGCCGCCCUGAACCUGCUGUCCCGGAUGAAGGCCGAACUGGGCGACCUCGACCGGGUUACCCGCAUCCUCAAGGUGGUGGGCAUGGUCAACAGCGCCCCGACCUUCACCGGGCAGGCCCGGGUGGUCGACGGCGCCUCCGACCUCUUCGUGGCCCUGUACGGCGACCGCGGACGCCACGCCCGCUCUGCCCCAGGCAUGGCCGCCCUCCCCGGCAACACCGCCGUAAUCUGCGACUGCGUCAUCGAGGUGGACGGCGGUUAG